This is a messenger RNA of Fimicolochytrium jonesii, 1426 nucleotides long. Its product is annotated as kinase-like domain-containing protein. Gene Ontology annotation, molecular function: ATP binding; cyclin-dependent protein serine/threonine kinase activity; cyclin binding. Gene Ontology annotation, cellular component: cytoplasm; nucleus; cyclin-dependent protein kinase holoenzyme complex. The coding region runs from base 258 to 1148 and encodes 296 amino acids. The transcript is spliced from 7 exons. Gene Ontology annotation, biological process: regulation of G2/M transition of mitotic cell cycle; G1/S transition of mitotic cell cycle; regulation of gene expression. The record is from RefSeq and is a predicted model, not a curated record. Lineage: Eukaryota; Fungi; Chytridiomycota; Chytridiomycetes; Spizellomycetales; Powellomycetaceae.
CCCGCUUUUGCCCCUUCUCGCUUUUCUAUUUGCAAAGGCAUGCCGUCCGAUCUUGACCGAGAUCUUGCCCCAUCCCUUUCGCGCCAGUCAGCCCAGUCGGACACGCGCAUACCACUCUCGCUCGCAUCUAUCACAACUGGCACUCCACGCUCACUACGUCGUUCUUUCGUGGACUAUCUCGAGCUUUCAAGCCUUCCAAUUUUAAUGGUUUUCGCGCGCUCGCUGAAAGCAUAGCAUCCUUCGACGAGACCAAAGCUAUGGAUAAGUACGAUAAGAUCGAGAAGGUCGGAGAAGGUACCUACGGUGUCGUAUACAAGGCUCGCAACAGGGAAAAUGGCGAUAUCGUAGCUUUGAAAAAGAUCAGGCUGGAAACGGAGGACGAGGGUGUCCCUUCGACGGCCAUCCGCGAAAUCUCUCUUUUGAAAGAACUGGACCACAGUAACAUUGUGCAAUUGAAAGAUAUUGUUCACAACGAUACCAAACUUUACAUCAUCUUCGAAUUCCUGGACCUCGAUUUGAAGAGAUACAUGGAUUCGCAGACGAAUGGACUCUCUCAGCCGUUGAUCAAAAGUUACAUGUACCAACUCAUCAAAGGAAUUUUGUAUUGCCACUGCCAUCGUAUUCUCCAUCGUGACUUGAAACCACAGAAUCUGCUCAUCGAUCAACACGGAAUCCUGAAGAUCGCUGAUUUUGGUCUCGCAAGGGCUUUUGGAGUACCUUUGCGCGCUUACACCCAUGAGGUCGUAACGCUCUGGUAUAGGGCACCAGAGAUUCUGUUGGGAGGAAAGAACUACUCCACAGCAGUUGACAUGUGGAGUAUUGGUUGCAUCUUUGCCGAAAUGUGUAUGCGUCACCCGUUAUUCCCAGGAGAUUCUGAGAUCGAUGAGCUGUUCCGCAUCUUCCGGACUCUGGGUACACCGAACGAGCAGACCUGGCCUGGCGUUUCAGAGCUGCCAGACUAUAAACCUACGUUCCCAGUGUGGUCCAAGCAAGAUUUGGCCAAAAUGAUCCCCAAUUUGGAACCCACUGGAAUUGACCUUCUUUCGAGGCUAUUAGAAUUCAGCCCAGCUGAGCGAAUCUCCGCAAAGCAAGCGCUGAUCCAUCCGUACUUCGAUGACGUAGAGAAGGACUAUUCGCGUGCCAUGUAAAAAGGUAAAGUCCUCUUCGACGUGGUUUCUAACACAUCGGAUCUCUGACGACUCACCUGGGGGUCCGCUCAUAGGUGUCCAUGCUAUCAGUUUGAGGGACGAGUAUGUAUAGAGUUGUAUGUCAGAGUGCCAUCCCAGUUACCCAGAUCUGUUGUCGCAAGCUCGAUCUACCUCCGCUCUCGCCUUAGGGAGAGAUAAGGGACAUUUUUGUAUAUUGUUUUCAUACAUGUUGUUGCACAUGGACGUUCACUGCUAAGACAUUCUGUUCAGCGCUCUUG